This is a messenger RNA of Solanum pennellii, 2427 nucleotides long. Its product is annotated as protein CHROMOSOME TRANSMISSION FIDELITY 7-like. The transcript has 7 exons. Gene Ontology annotation, molecular function: protein-lysine-acetyltransferase activity. Gene Ontology annotation, cellular component: nucleus; chromatin. The record is from RefSeq and is a predicted model, not a curated record. Gene Ontology annotation, biological process: mitotic sister chromatid cohesion. The coding region runs from base 159 to 1235 and encodes 358 amino acids. Lineage: Eukaryota; Viridiplantae; Streptophyta; Magnoliopsida; Solanales; Solanaceae.
AAAAAAAAUGAAAAAGAAGCCAAGAGUGCUGCUAAGGUUCUUCUCGUUUUCUUCUGAUUCCUACUCUCAGAGAUACUCUCGAAAUCUGAAUGGCCAAUAUACAACUGUGAAGGGUGAAAAAGGUUGAGAGUAUAUGAAAACAACAAAGAAAUUGAAGCAUGCAAUCGAAGAUUAACAACUUUUUCAAGCCCUUGUCUUCAUCCCCUACAUGCAAGAGUACAAACCCAUCUCAAUGUUGCAUGGCUGAGUUCGAUUAUGGGAGGGUACAGCCAGAAAUUCUGGUCACAUACCAGCGAAGACCUCAAAAUUCAAUUUGUGAAAAGAAUGGUGCGUCAACUGAUGAAGCAUCCAAGGAAAUAGACUCGGAGAAUAUUGUGCCAAACCUAGGGGUGAUGAAGUCAGGGGAAGUUCUGAAUAAGAAGAGAAAGUAUGCCCAAUUCUAUUUGGAAAUGGGUCAGUCUGAUUUUUGUUUACACACUUGUACUGUCUGUGGCUUCAAGUAUGCCAGAGGUGAUGAAGAGGACGAAAAGUUCCAUAAGACGUCUCACAAGAAUUAUACGCAUGGUAUUCCAUUUAAGGGUUGGCGGAAUGAAAGAAACCUUCGAAUUCCUUCACUUGAAAUUGGAAGAAUUAUCCUGGUGCUGGAUGAUGACCCUCCUCCUCAGAGAAACAAGGUACAGGAAGUUCUGAAGAUGAUGGAGAUGGAACUUGGAGAUGGGUGGAUAUAUCAUCAGCUAUGCAAGGUGUAUAUGUUUAUAUCUUCCCAAAGGAUAUCUGGAUGUCUUGUAGCAGAGCGCAUAAAGAAGGCUUAUAAGAUUCUCUCAAAACCAGUGGGCAGCAGGUGUAAUGUUUCACCUGAGAAGGAAGUGAGACGGACUUCAACCACACUCCAAUUUGGGGGAGUGAGUUUCCAGAGGGAAAUGAUAGGAAGAAAUCACUCAACCAGAAGUCGUGAACAGUCAGAUGAAAGCGUCAUUGGAAUAGUCUUGUGUGAGAAGCAAGCUGUAUCUGCAUUAUGUGGUAUUAGAGCCAUUUGGGUUACUCCCUCCAACAGAAGAAAACAGAUAGCCAGCUAUUUGCUGGAUGCUGCUAGGGAAACUUUUUGCAAGGAUUUAGUUCUUAAACGCUCAGAGUUAGCCUAUUCUCAGCCAACCUCAGUUGGAAGGGCCUUCAUCUCCAGUUAUAUGAACAGUCACUCAUUCUUGGUUUAUACACCUUUUUCUGAUGUGCAGUAACAAUUAACAACAACAACAACAUACCCAAUGUAAUUCCACAAGUGGGGUCUGGAGAGGGUAGGAUAUACGCAUACCUUACCCCUACCUUUGUGGGGGUAAAGAGACAUCUUCAGAUCUGUAGUAAGGAUUUAAGAAAUAGCUUGUUGAUUUUUUUCAGCAAAUUAUAUUUCAGCUAAUCGAGUAAUUUACUGGAUAAUCCAUCUAUGUUCAUGUGUGGGAACUUAGUGAUUUAUUUGUUUUAUGCUUUAACUGGAGCAACCAAAGCUAUUCUUACCCAGUAUAAUACAGGUUUAAGAUAAGAGUCUGACCACUCUCUGUUACAUGUUUUACACUGAAUAUAUUCGGUUAUAAUUUUCUCAAGAAAACAUCAGAUUUCUAGCAGAUGGUCAUCUUGAACUGGAAGUCAGUUACGUGGCUCCAUACAAGAUUGAUUUACUUGUCUGAUUUCUACCCGGCAGCUCUUCUGCAGGAAGACAUCAAAUUUCUAGCAAAUGUUUCAGGCUGUAUACUUGACUGUUCAUUAUAGCACAAAAUCAUUCUCUUUAAAACACGUUUAUUUCUUGGAAAUUUUCUGCUGCUGUAUUCGAACAGUUGAAAUUCUCAUUGCUUUAGUCCUAUUAGGUGCUUUUAUCUCCCAUUUGUCUAAGCUUCGGUGGAUAGAAUUACUGUGUACAUAUAAAAAUAUUGAAUGUAUAUUAGGUAUCCAGUUAAAUAGUUGAGGCGAAUGUGAAAGUUGUCCUAGGUCCAGUGUUGUUGAAGACUGGGUAGUGGGUACUGGACUUUGGGCCAUUGGUGGUGGAGGAUAACAGGACAUUGUAUGCAGGUAGCUGUGCUCACGAUGAUUUGUCCCUCCUUGGGGAGUGGGUGGGAGGGGAGGACACCAUUUGAAUGCCUCUCUCGAAGGCUUAUAGACCAAUCCUUACAAGAUACUAUAGAUGAAAUAUGGCAUGAUGAUAAGGUGGGGGGUGAUGAUAUCUUGUUCCCUCUUGUUAGUGAAGUGAAGUUGACAUUUGAACUAUCUUAGAUUUUGAAAUUGUAAUUUUGAUUCCUUUUGUUUAAAACGUUCUGUUCUCAUUCAAAGUUAACAUUGUUGUAUAGAAUGGUAACUUUUAGUUAGACGAUCGACAUUUAGUUGGUGAUUCUGCUGGUUGAUGAAGAGAUGGGGUUUUGUUAUACAUGUUUUCUUGGUAUA